AUGACCACUUCUCAAUCUCUCACAUUUCUCGGCCUCGGGAACAUGGGUUCCGCCCUUGUACAAGCUCUUCUGAAGGCUUCUCACAAAGUGACGAUCUGGAACCGCACGACAGCCCGACCUCAGGUCAGAGUCGCCGUUGAGGCGGGAGCUAUCCUCGAAGCGGAUGUCCAGAAUGCUAUCUCCAGGAACAACAUCAUUGCCAUCUGUCUCCUCGACUACUCCAGCAUCAAAAAUGUAUUGGCUGACAUUCCGACCUCUGCCUUCGAGGGAAAGACCAUUGUCAACCUGACCAACGGUACCCCGAAACAAGCACGGGAGAUGGCAAACUGGGCCGCCUCCCACUCUGUCAAACAAUACUUCGACGGAGCGGUCAUGGUAACGCCUCAAAUGAUCGGAGGGCCCCAGUCAUUCUUUGUCGUCAGUGGAGAAACCCCCGAAGCAUUCAAGCCCAUCGCCUCAUUCCUUGAACCCCUCGGAAGGCCGGAGUAUCUCGGCACAGCCAUAGAUGCUGCUGCUCGAUACGACCUUGCUGCUCUGUCGUCCAUGUAUGGCAUGUUUAGCGGAAUGUUCGUCGCUAUGGGACUUCUCAAAAAGGGACAUGCGAUAGUCGACGAGAAGCUUGAACCUGUUGUGUCAGGCAGCCUGAACCCGUUCCUAGGCGCAUUGAUAUCGUAUAAUGGACUUAUUGCUCGGUGCUGGGAUGACAAGGCGUGGGAUGAUAACCUGGGGAAUCCAAUUGGAAUGCAAGCACAGGCUUUAAGGAAUAUUCUGGAGGCUUGUCGUGAUGAUGGGAUGGAUGAUGGGUUUCUGAAGAACUUGACGACGGCGAUGGAGGGAGUGGUGAAGGACAGAGGAGAGAAUGGCGGGAUUGCCGUAAUUGGAGAGUAUCUCUUGAACGGACGGUUAACAAAUGAGUAA
Molecule: messenger RNA, 918 nt
Organism: Fusarium redolens
Lineage: Eukaryota; Fungi; Ascomycota; Sordariomycetes; Hypocreales; Nectriaceae
Exons: 1
Coding region: 1-918 (305 amino acids)
Molecular function (GO): NADP binding; oxidoreductase activity, acting on the CH-OH group of donors, NAD or NADP as acceptor
Source: RefSeq, a predicted model, not a curated record